Messenger RNA from Tauraco erythrolophus (red-crested turaco), 666 nucleotides. It is a transcript of the gene GIMD1, whose product is annotated as GIMAP family P-loop NTPase domain containing 1. The record is from RefSeq and is a predicted model, not a curated record. Gene Ontology annotation, molecular function: GTP binding. NCBI's taxonomy places the organism in Eukaryota, Metazoa, Chordata, Aves, Musophagiformes, Musophagidae.
AUGGCAGACAGCAAUGAGAUGAUCAUCAACCUUGUUGUCCUUGGAAGAACUCAGACCGGCAAAAGCGCUGCUGGGAACAGCCUGCUGGGCAGCUCAGACUUCGAGAGUAUUUGCUCCCCAAGCUCUGUGACUGCCUGCUGCAGCCUUGGACGCAGCUGCCGCAUUUCAGGGAUUAUACGAAGAAAUGGCGGUGAGAUAGCUCUCCGUGUUCGAGUACUUGACACUCCAAGCUACCCUCACAGCAGUCUGAGCAAAGAGCAGGUGAGAGACACAGUGAGAUCAGCCCUAGCUCACCACUUUGGCGAAGAAGGCCUGCAUCUAGCCCUCUUGGUCCUCAGGGCUGACUUGCCUCUGUGUCCAGAUGACAGCGAUCAUACAACGAAGUUCAUCCAGGAACUUCUGGGUCCCACAUGGAAGGAUUUCACUGCAGUUCUACUUACUCAUGCAGACAAGGCAGAAGAGGCCGGAUUCAGGGAGGAAGCAUACUUGCGCAGUGCCUCAAGUACCCUGUUGUCACUUCUGAGCUCAGUACAGAAUAAAUACAUUUUCCUAGACAACCAUAAGAGCAUAACUAAAGAGGAAAGAGCUAUUGUCUUAAGAAAGAUCUUGAAUUUUAUAAGGCGAAAUAAAUACCAAGUGCUUCUACCUAAACACAACAUGGAAUAA